AUGAGGGACACAGAGCGAGCCCGGGAUUACCUGCACAAGACCGGACGCUUCAUUGUCAUUGGUGGCAUUGUCUCGCCUGUGCACGACUCCUAUGGGAAGACGGGUCUGGUCUCAAGCCGGCACCGCCUGACCAUGUGCCAACUGGCCGUCCAGUCCUCCGACUGGAUCAGGGUGGACCCCUGGGAGUGCUACCAGGACACCUGGCAGACCACCUGCAGUGUGCUGGAGCACCACCGCGACCUGAUGAAGAGAGUGACUGGCUGCAUCCUCUCCAAUGUCAACACGCCCUCCAUCACUCCUGUGAUCAGCCAGCCCCAGAACGAGUCCUCGCAGACCAUCUACCAGAACAACAAUAAUGUCUCCAACAAGCCCACUGCGGCAAAGAUCCUGGGGAAGGUGGGAGAAAGCCUGAGCCGGAUUUGCUGCGUUCGCCCACCCAUGGAGCGCUUCACCUUUGUGGAUGAAAACGCCAACUUGGGGACGGUGAUGAGAUACGAGGAGAUCGAGCUUCGCAUCUUACUGCUCUGUGGCAGCGACCUGCUGGAGUCCUUCUGCAUCCCUGGUCUCUGGAAUGAAGCAGACAUGGAGGUGAUCGUCGGGGAGUUUGGGAUCGUGGUGGUGCCCCGGGAUGGAGCAGACCCCGACCGGAUCAUGAACCACUCCUCCAUACUCCGCAAGUACAAAAACAACAUCCUGGUGGUGAAGGACGACUCAAACCACCCCAUGUCAGUCGUCAGCUCCACCAAAAGCAGACUGGCCCUGCAGCAUGGAGACGGACACGUUGUGGAUUACCUCUGCCAGCCUGUCAUUGACUACAUCCUCAAGAGCCAGCUCUACAUCAACGCCUCCGGCUAAGUGCCAGAGGUCUUGCAGCGAGACAGCCCUCGUGUCCCGCCUGCCUACAGCUCUCCAUCACUCUUUUCUCUCUCUCUCAGUCCGUGUCUCCAUCUGUCUCCCCACCCCAUGGCCUCCUGCUCGUGUCUGCCUCUCUCGCCCGGCGCCAAUGCUCCAUUGUGCAGCAAUGUCCAGGGAA
Molecule: messenger RNA, 1033 nt
Organism: Haliaeetus leucocephalus (bald eagle)
Lineage: Eukaryota; Metazoa; Chordata; Aves; Accipitriformes; Accipitridae
Gene: NMNAT2
Product: nicotinamide nucleotide adenylyltransferase 2
Exons: 11
Coding region: 1-855 (284 amino acids)
Biological process (GO): NAD+ biosynthetic process
Cellular component (GO): Golgi apparatus
Molecular function (GO): nicotinamide-nucleotide adenylyltransferase activity; nicotinate-nucleotide adenylyltransferase activity
Source: RefSeq, a predicted model, not a curated record